AUCAAAACAUAACCAUGCUUAUACUGUAUGGUCUGUUCACAUAAGAAAAUUACCAUAUGGCACCAUAUACAUAGGCUUAUCUUCUUUUGGGCAGAGGCUGAAUUUACUCUUGAACAGCCAUGGCCUCCUUAAGUUGCCAGUUUCAUUCCACCAACUUGUUCAGUCAUAAUGUCAAAAGCAAGAGUUUCAUUUCUUGCUCAGCGCAGCCCACACCAAGUAAUAUAAAGGUUGUGAUUAAUGGAGCAGCCAAGGAUAUAGGAAGGGCAGCAGUAGCGGCAGUAACGAAGGCCAGAGGAAUGGAGGUAGCCGGAGCAGUGGAUACUUGUCAUGUUGGGGAAGAUAUUGGAAAGGUUUGUGGCAUGGAAGAGCCACUUGAAAUACCCAUAAUAAAUGACCUUACUAUGGUUUUGGGCUCUAUAUCUCAGUCCAAGGCAAUGGGAGUUGUAGUUGAUUUCACUGACCCUUCCUCGGUGUAUGACAACGUAAAACAGGCAACAGCGUUUGGAAUGAAAAGCGUAGUUUACGUGGCCCGAAUCAAAUUAGACACUGUAGCUGCAUUAUCUGCAUUCUGCGAGAAGGCCAGCAUGGGUGUCCUGAUUGCACCAACCCUUUCCAUAGGAUCAAUAUUAUUGCAGCAAGCUGCGAUUUCAGCUUCUUUCCAUUACAGCAACGUCGAAAUCGUGGAAUCCAGGGCUGAUGCAAAUGAUCUUCCAUCGGCAGAUGCAAACCAAAUUGCCAACAAUCUUUCUAACCUUGGUCAAAUCUAUAACAAAGAAGAUCCUUCAACCGAUGUCUUGGCAAGGGGUCAAGUUCUAGGAGAUGGAAUUCGUGUUCACAGCUUGGUCCUUCCAGGACUUCCUUCCAGUACAACAGUUCACUUUUCAGGUCCAGGAGAGGUGUACUCUAUCAAGCAUGAUAUCACAGAUGUGCAAUGUCUCAUGCCAGGCUUGCUAUUAGCCAUCAGAAAAGUAGUUCGCCUCAAGAAUUUGGUAUAUGGAUUGGAGAAGUUUAUAUGAAAAUAGUGUACCUCCAAUCUAUUUGCCAAUUACUUGGUUAAACUGAAGGGCCCUUCCACAUCACCCUGUUGAAUAGCAUCAUAGAGAAGGUUUGAAAAGAAUGAAGGAAAGAGAACAGAUCCUCCUCCCAAAUUGCUUUCUUGCUACCCAAUUAUUCAAUCAUAUCAUUUAACACCUCAACUGUGAUUUGAUGAUUUUUUUUUUAAGAUUGCUUUGUAUACCCAAUUAGAAUUCAGAUCUCAUGAUGGCAUUUUUUUAGUUUAAAUGCAGCAAAGAGAAAAAAUCAAACAGAAAGUGAGGGAAUAUAACUCAAAAUUCAAAGAAUGCAUAUCUUAAUUCUUUUAAAAGACAAAUACAGUAUCAGAUUUGUGACCAGGAGA
Molecule: messenger RNA, 1396 nt
Organism: Abrus precatorius (Indian licorice)
Lineage: Eukaryota; Viridiplantae; Streptophyta; Magnoliopsida; Fabales; Fabaceae
Product: dihydrodipicolinate reductase-like protein CRR1, chloroplastic
Exons: 10
Coding region: 120-1016 (298 amino acids)
Cellular component (GO): chloroplast stroma
Molecular function (GO): 4-hydroxy-tetrahydrodipicolinate reductase activity
Source: RefSeq, a predicted model, not a curated record